This is a messenger RNA of Mytilus californianus (California mussel), 1696 nucleotides long. RefSeq lists its product as uncharacterized. The coding region runs from base 8 to 1255 and encodes 415 amino acids. The transcript has 9 exons. Lineage: Eukaryota; Metazoa; Mollusca; Bivalvia; Mytilida; Mytilidae. The record is from RefSeq and is a predicted model, not a curated record.
AUCUUGUAUGAACUCAACCGUGGUACAUCUCCUUGUAUUAUUAUUGAACCUAAAGAUAAGAAUGGGAGAUAUGCCUGACUUUGGUAAGGAAAUGCGUGAAAAAGAAUUUGACCUGAAAGAUGGCGUAACAUUCAUUAACCAUGGAUCCUUUGGUGUUGUUCCAUUGCGAGUACAGGAAGCACAAAUCAGGGUUCUGUAUGAAAUUAACAGCUUUCCUGAUCUAUGGUUCCGAAUAAACAGACGAAUAAAACAAGACGAAUCGCUACGAUUGAUAGCUGAGUUUGUAAAUACUGAAGCAGAUGACUUGGUUUUUGUUCAAAAUGCUACAACAGGCGUAAAUACAGUCCUAAAGUCGUUCAAAUUUGACAAAGGAGACGUAAUUCUGUGUACUGACAACACUUAUGCAGCUAUCAAAAAUACAUGCAGUGCAACAGCAGAACUACCUGGUGUUAAAGAUAUUUGCGUAGAAUACAUAGACUUGAAAUUUCCUAUCGUGAAUGAAGAUGAAGUUGUAGAAAUGUUUCGGGAAUAUUUCAAGAAUAACCCGACGGUUAAAUUAGCAGUAAUAGAUCACAUUACUAGUCCAUCCGCCAUUAGAAUGCCUAUUGAAAAGUUAAUACCACUUUGUAAAGAGUUUGGAGUAUUGUCAUUAAUAGACGGUGCACAUGCGCCUGGACAGAUUCCUCUCAAUCUGAAAGAGUUGGAUGCGGAUUUUUAUACAGGCAAUUUUCAUAAAUGGCUGUACACACCACGUGGAUGUGCAAUACUUUACGUUAAGAGGACGCACCAGGAUUGGGUUAGACCUCUUGUGACGUCACAUGGUCAUAAAACAACAUUCCAAAAUGACUUUUUCGAACAGGGGACACGAGACGACAGCCCAUACUGUGUUGUACCGGACGCUUUGACAUUCUACAAAGAUAUUGGCGGUUAUGAUAAAAUUUACGGCUAUGUAGAUGACCUUUUGAACAAAGCCACCAACAUGUUAACAACCUCAUGGAAGACAGAAAAGCUGCAAAUUCCAAGAUCAAUGGAAGCACCAUUUAUGCGAAUGGUUCGUCUACCAAAACUGAAGGGACUUUCAUCAGGCACGGACAGCAAUCAGUACAUAGUGGAUACCAUAUUGAAUUACCGUAUUGUUGUGGCUACAGUAUUCAUAGACGAUGACUUCUAUUGCCGACUAAGUGCGAAUGUCUACAACACAGAACUUGAUUACCAAGCAUUGCGUCAUGCAAUAGAAUGUCAACUAUUUGAUUAAAGGAAGGUAAACAAACGUCCGAAAUGCCAAUCAAAAUGCCUUUCAUUUAUAUCAAUCCAGAUUUGCUUUAUAAAAUUUCUUUUGCUGAGUCACCAAAGUAUCAAAGAUUCUUCUGUUAUUCCAUAGGUCUUUUACAUCAUAGUGAAUCUAUUAAAUUUACAGCGUUCAAAGCAUUUUCAUAAUCGGAAUUUUAAACAAUAGACAAAUGUGUCAGUCUGUACCUUAUACCAAGCUCUAAAUCGCUAUGAACUCCUAACCAUAAGCCUCGACUCGUGUACAGAAAGGAAUUGAAAGAAGACUUAGGGUAUACGACAACAAUUCAUGGACACAAAAAUGGUAAAGACUUCUUAAGAGGUCAAUAUAGAAGGUCAACAAUACACAAAUGUCUGAAUAUUUUUUCCAGCUAUAUAUCUAUACAAGUCUAGGAAAUUAAUAAAUUAA